Molecule: messenger RNA, 1110 nt
Organism: Cavenderia fasciculata
Lineage: Eukaryota; Evosea; Eumycetozoa; Acytosteliales; Cavenderiaceae
Gene: rpl4
Product: 60S ribosomal protein L4
Exons: 1
Coding region: 1-1110 (369 amino acids)
Biological process (GO): translation
Cellular component (GO): ribosome; cytosolic large ribosomal subunit
Molecular function (GO): structural constituent of ribosome; RNA binding
Source: RefSeq, a predicted model, not a curated record
AUGAAUAGAGAUUUCGUCAACGUCUUUAACGGAGAGAACAAGACUGCCGCCAAGGUCAAGUUCCCAGCCGUAUUGGGUACCCCAAUUCGUCCAGAUCUCGUUAACUUUGUUCAUACGAACGUUAACAAGAAUCACCGUCAAGCCUACGGUGUCUACAAAUACGCCGGUGAACAAACCUCUGCCGAAUCAUGGGGUACCGGUCGUGCCGUCGCACGUAUUCCACGUGUUGGUGGUUCAGGUACUCACCGUUCAGGUCAAGGUGCCUUUGGAAACAUGUGUAGAGGCGGUCGUAUGUUUGGCCCAAACAAGGUCUGGAGAAAGUGGAAUCGUCGUGUCAACGUCAACCAAAAGAGAUACGCCGUCUGCUCUGCUCUCGCCGCCUCUGCCAUCCCAGCCCUCGUCAUGGCUCGUGGUCAUCGUGUCAACCAAAUCUCUGAAGUCCCACUCGUCAUUGCCAACGAAGUCCUCGCCAACCUCACCAAGACUUCUGCCGCCACCGCCCUCCUCAAGAAGAUCAACGCCUAUGCCGACGUAGAGCGUGUCAUUGCCUCCAAGUCUGUCCGUGCCGGUCAAGGUAAGCUUAGAAACAGACGUUUCCAAUCUCGUCGUGGUCCACUCCUCGUCCUCGCCGGUCCAUCCAAGUGUGUCCGUGCCUUCCGUAACAUCCCAGGUGUCGACAUUGCCUUCGUCUCCUCCCUCAACAUCCUCCGUCUCGCACCAGGUGGUCAUUUGGGUCGUUUCGUCAUCUGGUCUCAAGAUGCCUUCGAACAACUCGACAAGAUCUUUGGUACCAAGACCACCCCAUCUGCCAAGAAGGGUUUCCGUCUCCCACGUCCAGUCAUGCUCAACCCAGAUGUCUCCCGUAUCGUUACCUCUGACGAAAUCCAAACUGCCGUCCGUGAAUCUCAACACCGUGGUGGUGCUUCCCAAAUCAAGUCGUACAAGCGUCUUAACCCACUCCGUAACGUCAAGGCUAUGCUCAAGCUCAACCCACACGCUCGUCUUGCCCGUAUCUCCAACGCCACCAAGAAGGCUACCCACAAGAAGGGUGCCAACACCAAGGCCGUCAAGACCCAACGUAAGGCUUGGGUUAAGUCUCUCCUUGCCUAA